This is a messenger RNA of Parastagonospora nodorum SN15, 435 nucleotides long. RefSeq lists its product as hypothetical. The record is from RefSeq and is a predicted model, not a curated record. The transcript has 3 exons. NCBI's taxonomy places the organism in Eukaryota, Fungi, Ascomycota, Dothideomycetes, Pleosporales, Phaeosphaeriaceae. The coding region runs from base 1 to 435 and encodes 144 amino acids.
AUGGACGCCAUCAUAGAGCCGCGACCUUGGUAUCAGCAAGUCGUCACAUUGUGGAACUUCGUGUACGGUACCCUCCAGCCCACGGUCAACGACCACGCAGCAAGGAUCCAGGCCCUAGGGGCGGCGGUAGCCAGCAACCGACGCGCAGAUCGUGGUCCGUACCAGCAGCGCCGAUGUCCUGGCUAUGACCCGAAUGCAUCAAUCACGUACAAAUACGGCACGAAAUGGGAAAUGCAUUAUUUCUACACCCACCAAGUUGAGGGCGAUGAUUUCAUCGGAUACCGCUGCUGUAACGACUACCAUCGCGACAAGAAGGCAUUCAUGAAGCACGUGUGGGAUGUUCACGCGACAAGGCUUGCCUCAAAUCGAAGCUUGCUGUAUACUGUCACGGAAUCGAUCGCAGUGUGGGGCGUUGAGAUAGCGGGGUGCUGGUAA